AUGCUGGUGAAGGCUGAGGGCCUGGCGCCGCCGGCCGAGGACGAGCUGCUGCUGCUGGGGCUGACCUCGCCCGCCCCCUCACCCUCGCUGCCCUCCAGCGCCGAGGAGGAGGAGGAAGAAGAGGAGGAGGAGGAGGAGCGGCAGCUGCGGGCCGCCUCGUCGGCGCGGCCCGUCGAGGCGCCGGGCGCCCGGGGGCUGCGGCGGCCGGAGGGAAAGCGGCGCCCGGGCCGAUCCCGCGGCGCCCCGCGAACGGUCCGGACAGCGGAGACGGCUCAGCGCAUCAAGCGGAGCCGAAGGCUGAAGGCCAACAACCGCGAACGCAACCGGAUGCACAACCUGAACGCGGCGCUGGACGCCCUGCGCGACGUUCUGCCCACCUUUCCCGAAGACGCCAAACUCACCAAGAUCGAGACGCUCCGCUUCGCCCACAACUACAUCUGGGCCCUGACCGAGACGCUGCGGCUGGCCGGGGCGGCGCGCCUGGGCGCGGAGGCGGGCGCGGCCGCGGGGGGGGCGGCCGCCGCCGAGGGCAGCCCCUCGCCCGCCUCCUGCUGGAGCGGCGGCUCCGCCAGCCCCGCGCCCUCCGCCUCGCCGUACGCCUGCACUUUAUCGCCCGCCAGCCCCGCCGGGUCCGCCUCGGACGCCGAGCACUGGCCUCCCCCGCCGGGACGUUUCGCCCCGCCGCCCCCUCCUCAGCCCCCGCUGCCCCGCCGCUGCCUCUAG
Messenger RNA from Colius striatus (speckled mousebird), 723 nucleotides. RefSeq names its product neurogenin 2 (gene NEUROG2). NCBI's taxonomy places the organism in Eukaryota, Metazoa, Chordata, Aves, Coliiformes, Coliidae. The transcript has a single exon. Bases 1 to 723 code for a protein of 240 amino acids. Gene Ontology annotation, molecular function: protein dimerization activity. The record is from RefSeq and is a predicted model, not a curated record.